Messenger RNA from Monomorium pharaonis (pharaoh ant), 1579 nucleotides. RefSeq names its product quinone oxidoreductase-like protein 2. Gene Ontology annotation, molecular function: oxidoreductase activity. Gene Ontology annotation, cellular component: mitochondrion. Lineage: Eukaryota; Metazoa; Arthropoda; Insecta; Hymenoptera; Formicidae. Bases 60 to 1391 code for a protein of 443 amino acids. The record is from RefSeq and is a predicted model, not a curated record. The transcript is spliced from 8 exons.
GAAGUUUGAAGCCAGAUGGCGCGGUUUGUGUUUCAUGGUUUGUAUAUGUUUUAUUCUGGAUGUUUUUAGGUUAUGUUAUUGUCAAGGGGUGUAUGAGACAUGAGAUCUAUAAAGUAUAUAUAAGUUUAAUAUUAAAUUCAUACAUGUCAUUGACGAUGAGCUACCGAAUUCUCGCGAGAAUAAGUAAAUGUAGAUCGACCGGAUUGUCAUCGCGGAUUAUUAUCGCAAGGUGGUUUAGCAGCACCGCGGAAAACAUAGAAUCCGCAAAGAAGAAUGCUGCUCCAGCUCCGCAGCCGGGUAAAGUCCAAGCCGCGUUGCUAAAAGAGUUCUCCAGUCCUCUCGUAAUAGAGAAUCUAGAGCCGCCUAAAAGAACACAGGAGACUGAAGUUCUCAUUGAUGUUCACUAUUGUGCCUUGAACAUUUCUGAUGCGCUUCUCAGUCAGAAUUUAUAUACAAUCAAACCAAAAUUACCGAUGAUUCUCGGUUAUGAGGUUGUUGGAAAAUUGAUCGAGGUUGGUGCAGAGGCAGAGAAGAAUGGUUAUAGGGUUGGCGAUAAAGUUAUUGCUCUUAAUAAGGAACGAUACGGAGGCUUGGCUGAGAAGUGCCUGGCAGAAGUUGGGGAUAUAUGGAAGGUACCUUCUACAAAAUCAGCCAAUUCUGCAGAUCUUGUGAGUACUUUAGACAGUUAUAUCACUGCUCUAGUUGCGUUAGAAAGAAAAGUCAGUCUCAAUGAAGAGGACAUGAUUCUGAUAAACAUUGGCGUAAGUGGCGUUGGCCUGGCAGCAGUGGAUAUUGCAACAAAUGUUUUUAAAGCUCAGGUCAUUGGAGUUUGCGCCUCAGAAGAUUGGGCCGAUCGAGCUCGGAAGAUGGGGGCAUUCGCGGCUCUCAAAUACAAAGAUAAGAAGCUAAUUAAGCAGAUAGAGAAAAUCGCGGCCGAGCGAGACAUUAAAGCCAUCUUUGAGGACGAGGACGGAGCGCAUUUCAAGAAGAUGUUGAGCUGCUUUACCGACAUCUACAAAGACGCAACGUUAGGGGACUUGUUGCGCAAUGACAGUUUCGCCGUGGCAGUGCAUCACUUGUCGCGCGAAGGGCGCGUAAUCGUGGCUGGCACAACCAUGACGGGUGCUUCGGAGACUCAGAAAGGCUCCUUCAGCGUCACUGGCUUUAAUCUCAUGGAAUACAAAAAGAAGAAGCCUGACGUAUAUCGCCAAGCAGGAGACGACGUUCUACAAUUCCUCGAAGAAGGGCUCAUCGCGCCGUCUUAUUCCUUGAUCGUCGGCAUGCACAAAGUCAAUGACGCAUUGCGAUCCAUUUCUGAAAAUGUACUUCCAGGGAAAGUUGUUAUUGACAUGAGGGAUAAGGAAGCUGAGAUAACAAAAGUGGACACGUGAUCAGAUUGCAUGAAUUCUUAAUGAGCAUUUUAUAAUGCUAUGGUCCAUUAAAGACGAGAAAAGCACGCUGGCAGUGCAUACCAUUAUGUGAUUUUACAUUUAUAGCUCUAUAAAAGCGCAAUAAAUGUUAUAUAAGUAGAAUGUAUUAAUAUAACAUUAAGAUCGUUAAUAAAACUUUCUUUUGUAAA